GUUGAACCAACGACCUAGAGGUCGUUGAGUUGAACCCUUUUUUUUCUGUGCAUAUUUAGUUUCUCAGUUGGCACAUCUGUAUAAAUUUUGUUGGUAUUGUGUGCGACGCCCUGUCAAGGAAAUAGUCAAUUUAAAUAUAAUCUAAGUUGUACUUUUUUUAGUAGUUAAUUUGCAAAUAUUAUUCUAAUAGGUGUAUAAUUAUUAAAUGUAACAUUUAAUUUGUUAUGGCAGAAAGUGGUGAAAUUUUGGAAGGUUAUAUUUGUCCUGUAUGUAAAGUAGACCUUGGCUCUCCAAUCAAACUCCACGAUCAUUUCCAAGUCGAGCAUACUGAAGACCAAGAUGUUUUAAGGUCACUUAAAGGUUUGCUGGGACGAGCAAAGAAGAGAAUUUUAAAGUUGGAUGAAGAGCCAAUCAGUGAUUCAGAAUACCGAGUGCACAGUGGCAGCAGUGGUGUGUCUGUGAACUACCAACCUUUGGCAGUUGAACCCCAGACUAUUGGAGUGACGCGGAGUCACACGCAGCAAUUCUGCAAAAUUCGCAGCCAGCACGUCGUAAGGUAUGCAGCGGAAACCAACAAACUACUGAUUCGCCUGGAAAAAUUACUUUCUGAUCUGCCUACUGAUGCAGUCAAGAGGAAAGCGCACGAGCAAGCCGUGGUGCCGUGGCUGGACGACCGGGACGUGAGGCUGUGCCCCAGCUGUGCCCGAGCCUUCCACCUGGCGCGCCGGAAGCACCACUGCCGCCUGUGCGGCGCCGUCAUGUGCCACGACUGCACGCACUUCCUGCAGGUCAACGCGGCGAGGAAGAUGACGAGCUCCGCGGCGAGCGCCGGGGAGACCCCGGCGGCUGCGACCGGCGUCGCCAACCACGGCUCCCCCGUGGCGGGCCUGCUGCGCAGGUCCAACUCCAACUCCAGCCUCAACUCGAUGCUCUCGCUGGUCGACACGGUCACGGGCGAGCAGCACUUCCGGCUGUGCGUGCACUGCAAGCAGUUGCUGGAUGCGAGGGAGCAGCAAAAUGCGAGCCGCAGCAUGAAGCCGAUCCUCAGCCAGUUCUACGACCGACUGCACUCGUACAUGGCAGAGGCCGAUCAUCUGGCGGUGCAGUACCUCAAGAUGUGCGAGUCCCUCAAUUCUGGUGAGUCAACAUAUAGCUUGGAUGAAGCCCAAAUGCUGCGGGUGAAAAUCUUCAAGCUUGCGGAGAGUAUAGAUUCUUUAAGUAACAAAAUCGCAGUGCUAGGCACAAAAGAUGUCGACAACCCCCCAAGAGGAAAAGCACUGAAACUGCAGCAAAUAAUCCGCAGUGCUGCCACCAUGUACCUUAAAGAGCAGCUAAUUACUCUUCCAGUGCUACCAACUGAAUCUCAACUCGCUGCCCUUCGAGAUAGAAGAAGGCGGGAGGUGACGAGCCGCAUCCUCCAGGAGAAGCAGCAGAUGGCAGCGGAGAUGCAGCGCAGGCGGGAGUCUCAGUCUCCAUGCCGGUCGUCAGCGAGCCCGCAGCGCAGUGCGCAGAAUCCUGUGGUAAUGGAUGCUGGAUGGGGCCCCGAGACUGCCCAGAUGUUCGACUCUGAUGACCCCAUGGUGCAGCAGAUGAACAUAAUCCGGAACUACAUCAAACAAGCCAGACUGGCCCACAGAGACGACGAGGUGAGCACGCUGGAACAGAACCUGCGAGAGCUGCAGGACGAGUACCACCGGCAGCAGGCGGAGAUCCUCGGCACUUAGUGCACCCCUCGUACUACAUUCCCUCCCGCAUUUGUACUUGCAACUAGUUGUAGUCUGUUAUUUAUUGUCUGUCGUGUUGUAUCGAGCAGGGACAAGUAUUUAGCGAAUUCCACUCGUGUGGAUGAUAUUCAUUUUUGCAUGGCAAGAUAAUUUUUUUCCUUCAUUCACAAGCCAAACUGUGAUCAAUUAUGUUUAUAACAUUAUAUGCAUUAAAAAAUUCCAAUAUUUGUAAUAA
Messenger RNA from Bacillus rossius redtenbacheri, 1959 nucleotides. RefSeq names its product rabenosyn-5 (gene Rbsn-5). The transcript is spliced from 11 exons. The record is from RefSeq and is a predicted model, not a curated record. Gene Ontology annotation, molecular function: metal ion binding. Lineage: Eukaryota; Metazoa; Arthropoda; Insecta; Phasmatodea; Bacillidae. The coding region runs from base 225 to 1724 and encodes 499 amino acids.